AUGCCGUACAACACCACCGCUAUCCCUCCCCGCAAGGAGGUGACCGGUCAAACCCAACUGCCUCUGACAAGGGUCAAGAAGAUCAUUGCGGUCGACCCAGACAUCAACAUCUGCUCUAACAAUGCAGCUUUUGUAAUUACUCUGGCGACAGAAAUGUUCGUGCAGUACCUCACCAGCACAGCCCAGAACAUGGCCAAGACGGAGCGCAAGCCCCGGCGAAACAUCCAGUACAAAGACAUGGCCAAUGCCGUAGCCCUUCAAGACAACCUCGAAUUCCUCGAGGACAUCAUCCCCAAAACCACCUCCUACAAAGACAUCAAAGGCAAGGCCGCUGCCGCCCGUGCACGAGUCAAUGGCGAUAAGUCCGCCGCUGCUGCCGCCGCCGCGGGCGCCUCUACCUGUGAGGACGACCGUCCGACUGACGGCGUCCUGCCUAAUGGCAAGCGGGCCAAGUCGUCGUCUGCGGGCGUUACUAAUGGGUCAGCGACGAACGGUGCGUCCCGCAGUAGUGGAGCUGGAAGCAGCAAGGUCCUCUCGUCGGACGCGGUCGAUCCGAAUGACCAGCUGGAAUUGGAGAUGAGGCAAGCGCAGGAGCAUGAUGGAGAUGUCGAUAUGACGGGUUAA
Dichotomopilus funicola is the source of this 624-nucleotide messenger RNA. RefSeq names its product histone-fold-containing protein. Bases 1 to 624 code for a protein of 207 amino acids. The transcript is spliced from 4 exons. The record is from RefSeq and is a predicted model, not a curated record. Gene Ontology annotation, molecular function: protein heterodimerization activity. Gene Ontology annotation, cellular component: CHRAC; nucleus. Gene Ontology annotation, biological process: DNA-templated DNA replication. NCBI's taxonomy places the organism in Eukaryota, Fungi, Ascomycota, Sordariomycetes, Sordariales, Chaetomiaceae.